Molecule: messenger RNA, 607 nt
Organism: Lactuca virosa
Lineage: Eukaryota; Viridiplantae; Streptophyta; Magnoliopsida; Asterales; Asteraceae
Source: the annotation of a GenBank genome assembly
CAUAAUUCAAAGGCCAAGUCUUGAUCUAUGUCUUUCACAUUAACACUCCUUCUUGCAACAUGUUACCUAUAUGUUGUGAUGGUAGGGGCUGAAGAUACAGUAUUGUCACCACCAGAAGGCAACAUGACCUUUUUAGGUGGUACGAAUUGGUGUGUUGCUUCACCUGGUGCAUCGCAAUCCGAUUUACAAAAUGCAUUGGACUGGGCCUGCGGGUUAGGUAUGGCUGAUUGUAGUCAAAUUAAACCUGGAGGGCCGUGUUUUGAACCUGACACACUAUUUUCACAUGCAUCUUUCGCUUUCAAUAAUUACUACCAACAAAACGGGAAUUCCGAUGUUGCUUGCAAUUUUGGAGGGAGUGCAACUUUGACAAAGAAUGAUCCAAGCUACGGGAAAUGCAGCUACACCGCAUCUGGGCCAACAAAAUCAGAAGGGGCCUCUAUAUGGAAGUUAAAUUGGUGGAAAAGUGGUGGGAUUGUAUUGCUUUUGUACAUGGGAAGCUAACAUUGAAUUAGAAGGUAGGGAGGGUGUCUUUGAUGUUGGUUUAGGAAUCUUCUUAUACGUCAUUUUUGUAAUUUACUUAAAACUAGAAAUAAAGUCUUGUAAUUGG